Coregonus sp. 'balchen' is the source of this 1595-nucleotide messenger RNA. The record is from the annotation of a GenBank genome assembly. Lineage: Eukaryota; Metazoa; Chordata; Actinopteri; Salmoniformes; Salmonidae.
AUGGCGGUGUGUGCACUGACAAUGGAUGGGAUGGGAGACGAGGUGGCUGCAGUAAGCGGUGUGUUACUCCUGGUCUUGGCCCUGGCCCUGGCUUGGCUCUCCACACAAGUGGCAGAUCGGGGCGACCACAUCCUGAGCACCAUCCUUACAGUCGGUGCCCACGCCUCUCUAAUCGGGCUGGGGGUGCAUGACAGUUACGGUGGAGGGCCUCCUAGUGCAGACACGCCAGAGCAGCAAACAUCUCCACCCUCCCAGGAGAACAAGCCAGAGGAGGGGGAGGCAGGGUCUGAGAGGGAAGAUGGUGAGGGCACAGGAGAGGGGACUGCAGGGACUGGAGUGGACCUGCUGUUGAAUAUCCAGGGUAAGAAACCUCAGAGAUACCAGCUUGAUGAUGAUGAUGAAGACGAUGAGGAAGAGGACGACGAGGAUGACUAUGAGGAGGAAGAGAAGGUUCAGAAGCUGAGCCCAGUGGUCUCCUGCACCAGCAUCACGGUUCGAUUGAAGUUCCUGAAUGACACAGAAGAGGUGGCAGUCCUGAGGCCCCAGGAUACAGUGGGUCUACUGAAGAGGUUAGUAUGAUAUGGCAGCUCUCAUUAUACAUUUUCAGAGUUUAAUCUUCUUUUUUUUAAUUUUAUUGAACAUGCAUAUCUCUCCCAUACAGUCUUACAGAGACAUUUCUUUCUCUCCUCUAGUAAGUACUUCUCAGGGCGGGAGCGUCAGAUCAAGUUGAUCUACCAGGGUCAGCUGCUUCAGGAUCCCAAACGGACUCUGCUCUCCCUCAACAUCUCUCACAACAGUGUUAUCCACUGCCAUGUGUCCCAGGUGCUGCGGGAGGCCAGCCCAGAGGAGGCAGCUCGCUCUGGGGCCGGGGCUAGUGGGGGAAUCAGGGCUGCAGGCCUGGCUCAGAGCACCAGCAGCCUGGUGGUGCCGGUGUUUGUGGUGAUGCUAGCCGUGGUCUGGUACUUCCGCAUCAACUACCGUCAGUUCUUCACUGCCCCUGCUACCAUCUCCCUGGUGGGAGUCACUGUGUUCUUCAGCUUCCUCAUCUUUGGGAUGCACAGCCGGUGAGCGGGAGAGGAGGCAGGAUGGAAGGGCCCUCAUUUGGGCAGGAGAAUGAGACGGAAUAACAACUGUAUCAGGUGGUGUCAGGGGGGCUCUGCCUCAGACACCAUAGAACUCAACUGGAAUCCUAAGAGUGGGUGUGCCUGUGUUUGUGCAUGCACCAGCAAAUAGCAUUACGUGAGAUUGAUUGUAUGUGCAGAGAUUCAAGUUAUCUGGAAUGUGUGUUUGUUAGUAUGAAGCAGAAAUUAUACUGAGCUGUAAUUUUGCUUCUCAGAAAAACAUCAAUGAGUGAUUGAGUGGUUCUAGCUCCUGUUGGUCUUUACAGGGUAGAACCAUCAGCAUCACACCCAGGACCACAGGCUGCUUGGUCCACUGUGUCAGCAAUAUCUUCUGCCCAGUUUGACUCCACAUAGCCUGUUCUGUGUUAGGUUUCUCUCAGAAAUUAGGGUCUCUAUUCAAUCAGAUCCACUUUAGCCGUCAUCCGCAUAGCGGUUGUGUGGGAGGUGGAACUGUGUUAGAGCUGUCAAAUCCAC